UGCUGUGAGGAAAACCAAGACGAAAUGGAAGGUUUGAUUCCAGUUAUUAAUAAAUUGCAAGAUGUCUUCAAUACAGUGGGGUCUGAGACGAUAUUAUUGCCACAGAUCGUUGUAAUUGGCAAUCAGAGUUCAGGCAAAAGUUCUGUGGUAGAGAGCCUUGUUGGGCGUGACUUUCUCCCUCGUGGGACGGGCAUUGUGACAAGGCGCCCUCUGGUGCUGCAGCUCGUCCAUGUUUCCAAAAAUGAUACUGAGGCCAGAAAAAUUGAAGGUGGAGGGACUAUUAAGGAUGAAGAAUGGGGAAAAUUCUUACACACGAAAGACAAGAUUUAUACUGAUUUUACUGAGAUCAGACGGGAAAUAGAAAAUGAAACAGAUCGCAUGUCUGGAAUAAACAAGGGAAUUUGUCCUGAACCAAUCAAUUUGAAGAUAUACUCACCAAAGAUUGUGAAUCUGACCCUGGUUGACUUGCCAGGGAUGACCAAAGUUCCUGUAGGAGAUCAGCCUCAAGACAUCGAGGGACAAAUAUAUGACCUCUGCUUAAAAUACAUUAGCAACCCAAACUCAAUCAUUUUAGCUGUAACAGCAGCCAACACAGACAUGGCUACAUCAGAGGCACUGAAACUGGCCAAAGAUGUAGAUGCAGAUGGUCGUCGCACUCUGGCUGUGGUGACCAAGCUUGAUUUAAUGGACCAUGGAACAGAUGCUAUGGAUGUGUUAUGUGGACGUGUUAUCCCAGUAAAGCUUGGCAUCAUAGGUGUAGUCAACCGCAGCCAGGCUGAUAUCAAUUCAGCAAAGGAUUUAACAUCUGCUGUGAAAGAUGAGGGUGCAUUUUUACAGAAGAAGUACCCAUCCAUAGCCAGUAGAAAUGGCACUCAUUACCUCGCAAAGACAUUGAAUAGAUUACUAAUGCACCAUAUACGAGAUUGCUUACCAGAGCUAAAGACACGUGUGAACAUUCUUAUGGCCCAGUUCCAAUCCCUUCUCAUUUCAUUUGGAGAUCCUGUUGAAGAUAAGGGUCAGCUGCUAUUACAGAUUAUCACACGAUUUGCAUCUGCUUACUGCAGCACAAUAGAGGGAACCUCAAAAUUUAUUGAAACUACAGAAUUAUGUGGUGGAGCUAGGAUAUGCUAUAUAUUUCACGAAACAUUUGGUCGUACAUUAGAAUCUGUAAACCCACUUGUGGGCUUAACAACAAUGGACAUUCUUACAGCUAUCAGGAAUGCAACAGGUCCAAGACCUGCACUUUUUGUACCUGAAGUAUCAUUUGAGUUGUUAGUAAAGCGACAAAUUCGGCGUUUGGAGGAGCCAAGUCUUCGGUGUGUAGAACUUGUUCACGAGGAAAUGCAGCGGAUUAUUCAACACUGUGGCACUCAACAAGAGAUGUUAAGAUUUCCUAAACUCCACGAGAAGAUUAUUGAUGUUGUUACACAACUUUUACGCCGUAGACUCCCUCCUACAAACACCAUGGUGGAGAACAUUGUAGGUAUAGAACUAGCUUAUAUCAACACCAAACACCCAGAUUUCCAUGAGGCCAAUUUAGUACAGAAAAGCAUGACGGAUAACACGGAGCUUCCAAAAAAUCUUCAUAAGGAACUGGUGGAUUCUAAACAAAAGGAGGAGAAUAGAGACAGUCCUAAGGACAAAAAGGUUCUCAAUAGUGCAGCAAAGGAAAACACAUGGAACUUAACAAACAUAAUCAAAAACAAAAGUAUGGACAAGUUGGAGGUGGGGACAGCCAGUGCUCCCAGUAGUGUGGCAGGAUCCCCAGCUCAUAGUAGGAAGGGAGUCAACCUGUUAUCUGAUGUGCCCACAUCAGAAAUAUCAAGAAAACUUUCACCACGAGAGAAGAGGGAUUGUGAAGUAAUUGAGUGUCUGAUCCGGUCAUAUUUCCUCAUUGUACGUAAGAACAUCCAGGAUACCAUCCCAAAAGCUAUUAUGCACUUCCUGGUAAACCAUGUCAAAGACAACUUACAGAGUGAGUUAGUCAGUCAACUGUACAAGAAAGAAGAAUUUGAGUAUCUACUUGAGGAGUCUGAUCACAUCGCAGCACGCCGUAAGGAGGCCCAGGACAUGCUGAAGGCUUUACAAAGAGCAAGUCACAUUAUUGGAGAGAUCCGUGAAACUCACCUAUGGUGAUUGCUGCCUGUAUUACAGACUCCAUGCUGGUGAUCACCUCUCUUGUGUAAACAUUCAUUUCACAAAAUACAAAAUGGACUUUAUACCAAUCUUCUCAUCAUAUUGUGUAAAAUGUGAAUAAGCUUUGUACUUUUAAGACAUUGUAUAAAUAUUUUAUCUAAUAACUCAAUAUUCCACCUGUUUAUAUCUAAAUUUAGAAAAUAAAAAAAAAUGGCAGUUGAAAUAAGAUAUAUCUAGUGUAGUUGACUGAAGUCAUGAAUACAAGAUGCUCUCAGGUCAAAAACUAAAGUCUGUCACUAGUUAUACCUUUACUAGAACAAAAACAAUACUCUUAGUAAAGGCUUGGGUCAAAUAAAGUGUUAGCAGCACCGUAAUCAAGGAGAGUUCAAAGUGCAAAGGUUACACAGACACGAUGCAUUAUGUUAGUAAGGAUUUCUUGUGACAUGUGAAAUUGAUGUAUUAAAAGUGUUAAAACAACUGUACAUUACAAUUACGGUCUUUAUAGUACAGCCUCUCUCAUUUCUAGUAUUAAUGACUAAAUUGUAAUUCGGUUAGUCAUCUGUGACCAGAUAAUGGGACAAGAUUGUAAUACCGGUAG
Messenger RNA from Ylistrum balloti, 2734 nucleotides. RefSeq names its product dynamin-1-like protein. The transcript is spliced from 16 exons. NCBI's taxonomy places the organism in Eukaryota, Metazoa, Mollusca, Bivalvia, Pectinida, Pectinidae. The record is from RefSeq and is a predicted model, not a curated record. The coding region runs from base 25 to 2136 and encodes 703 amino acids. Gene Ontology annotation, cellular component: membrane; mitochondrion; cytoplasm. Gene Ontology annotation, molecular function: GTP binding; microtubule binding; GTPase activity. Gene Ontology annotation, biological process: mitochondrial fission.